AUGCGCUUGGAAGUUCCUCAGUUCCUGCUGUUGUGCGAUUUAUUGGUUCAUCGUGGUUACUGGCAUGCAUAUCCUUCUCAUAGGGUAGGGGUUCAUAAGUUCGUUGCUUUAACACUAAUGUGCCUGAGCCAUGAUGAGCGGCACCGGGUUCUAACCGAGCAGUUUCAGCAUUCAACGGAGACGAUUGAUCGACAUGUUCGCCGUGUCUUACGAGCCUUGGUUCAGCUGGGUCGUGAUCUCGAUUGUGUAGGAACCUUAGAUGGGAUCCACGUCUCCGCUUGGUGCAGAGCAGAGAUAAGAGAGAGGGUCAAAAAUCAGCAUGGGGACUUAUCCCAGAAUGUGCUUGCUGCCUGCAAUCAUGAUAUGUACUUUGUCUAUGUUCGGAUCGGUUGGGAAGGUAAUGCUCAUGAUGCCCAAAUUCUCCAAGAAACCUUGCUAGAUCCGAAUUCGAGUUUUUCAAUGCCACCGCAAGAUGCUGUUUACACUAAUAUGUCGGGGUUUAUGGUACCAUUUAGGGGUGCACAGGGCACACAUCAUGAGCGGGUAGCUAAAACUCUGUUCAACAGGCAGCAUGCAUCGGUUGGAAAUAUUAUUGAGCGAACAUUUGGAGUUCUUAAAAAGCGUUUUCCAAUACUCAAAGGUCCAAUGCAGAACUACCUAAUAGCAAUUCAAAAUAAUAUUGUGCUUACAUGUUGUACUUUGCACAAUUUUAUGCGCGAUUAUGUGCCAAAUGAUGAGUAUUUCAACGAAGAAACUGCCCUCGAAGCCUUUGCAGAUGCACAGAUAGCAGGGGAUGAAGUGCACCGGGUCAACCCAUCGAUAUGUCGCAACAGGGCAUAG
Messenger RNA from Coffea eugenioides, 840 nucleotides. RefSeq names its product putative nuclease HARBI1. Lineage: Eukaryota; Viridiplantae; Streptophyta; Magnoliopsida; Gentianales; Rubiaceae. The record is from RefSeq and is a predicted model, not a curated record. The coding region runs from base 1 to 840 and encodes 279 amino acids. The transcript has 3 exons.